Messenger RNA from Acanthamoeba castellanii str. Neff, 1998 nucleotides. Its product is annotated as ABC transporter, ATPbinding domain containing protein. Gene Ontology annotation, cellular component: membrane. NCBI's taxonomy places the organism in Eukaryota, Discosea, Longamoebia, Acanthamoebidae. Bases 1 to 1998 code for a protein of 665 amino acids. The record is from RefSeq and is a predicted model, not a curated record. Gene Ontology annotation, molecular function: ATP hydrolysis activity; ATP binding; ABC-type transporter activity. The transcript is spliced from 12 exons.
AUGAACGCAGGGAGCGAGAGCGACUUCUGCCGACAAUCUCAAUCUUCAUCUUCAUCAUUGGCGUGGGGCGCUGAGGUGAGGGUCGAAGAUGUGAGAGCCUGGUGGUGGCCCAUCAAGCUGCCACUCGUGAGCGGCGGCAACAACGCGGCGGUGGUCACGAAUGAAAGAGAGAUUUAUGGCGAAGUCGAGGUGGAGGGAGAUGGCGACCACGCUGGGCGAAGGAAGUGGCUGCUGCGCGGUAUCAAGGCACGAGCGCAGCCGGGCCGGCUACUGGCCAUCCUGGGACCCUCCGGGAGCGGGAAGACGACCCUGUUGAACGUGAUGGCGGGGAGAGUGGAGCACGGGUCGUCGAUGGGCCUGCUCACUCGCCUGGGGGUGGAGGGCGGUGUCCUCUACAACGACAUCGCUCUCGCACCACAAGAGGUGGUGGGCUACGUGCUGCAGCACGACCACCUGCUGCCGCACCUCACCGUGCGCGAGACCCUGCGAUACGCCGGCUACCUGCGACUGCCGCCGAGCCUGACCCGGCAACGAAAGCUGCAAAUCGUGGAGGAGGUGAUCAUGGAGCUGGGCCUGAAAGACUGCGCCAACCGUCGAGUCGGCGGCGAUGGCGCACACGGCAUCUCGGGCGGCGAACGGCGGCGCGUAUCCAUCGGCAUUCAGGCAAGCCAUGCCCCCCGCGUGCUGUUCUUGGAUGAGCCGACGUCGGGCUUGGACAGCUACACGGCCAACAAGCUGGUGUCGACACUGGCCGACCUCGCGCACCAGGGCCGCACCAUCGUGUGCACCAUCCACCAGCCGCGCUCCGACAUUUUCCAACUCUUUGAUGACGUCAUGCUGCUCUCUAAAGGGCAUCAGGUGUACUACGGACCGGCGCAGUCGAUGCUGGACUAUUUCCAGCGCUUGGGCUACGUGUGCCCGACGCACACGAACCCGGCCGACUACGCGCUCGAUCUGAUCGCAAUCGACCUGCGCUCGCCCGAGGUCGAGCGCGCGUCGUACAAGCGGCUGGCCAAGCUCACCGCCCAGUACCGCGACGCGCAGCAACAGCAGCUACAGCAACAGCGGGACCUGCUCGACCCGGGCACCGCGCAGGCGGCGCACAGCAAGGAGGCGCGGGACCACAUCUUCAACCAGAUGAAGCAGCAGCACGUCAACGUCGUCGUGCAGAUGCUGGUGCUCGUGGCCAGAGCGUUCAAGAACAUCGUGCGCGACAAGAUGGUGAUCAUGGUCCGGCUCAUCGAAGCGCUGCUGAUGGGCGUGUGCGUGGGCGGCAUAUUCUAUCAAAUGGAUACCGACAACGUCGCAUCCCUUCGCAGUCGGUCCGCCGCGCUGUACGCCAUCGUUUCGCUUCAGCCCUACUUGAUCAUGCUCGCCACCAUCGUACAAUACGAGAGCGAGCUCAAGGUGUUCAGUCGCGAGUAUUUCGACAACAUGGUGGGCGUGGUGCCCUACUUCAUGUCCAUGCUGCUGACCUCCCUCCCGUUCUCCGCCGUCCUCCCGUCCGUCUUCUGCGCCAUCGUCUACUGGAUGGCCGGGCUACGGCCCGAGUGGGAGGCCUUCCUCUGGUUCCUACUCAUCAUGACGGUGAUGCAAUACGUGGGUGAGGCGCUGGGCUAUUCCUGCAUCGCCCUGAUCCGCAGCUUUGGGCCGGCCUCGCUUGCAGGCAACUCCUUCGCCACGUUCUGGACCGUCACUGCAGGCUUCUUGCUCAACCCGAUCUCAUUCCCCAUCUACCUACGCUACAUCGGCUACACCUCCCCCUUCCAGUACGCCUACGCCGCGCUGGCCGUGGUCGAAUACAAGGACAACGAAUACGACUGCCCCUACCCGCCGGAGAACCCCCUCUGCCUCUACUUUGACGGAAACUACAUCCUGUCGCAGCAGAACCUGAUCUUCGAUACCCUGCGACCGAACCUGCUCAUCGUGGGCGCGAUGGCCAUCGGCUUCCGCAUCAUCGCCCUCCUCAUCCUCGUCCUCUUCAAGCGAAAACCAUGA